AUGUAUCCCGAGACUCAAGAUCAAAUACACAAUUCGCCUCGAAAACUCAAUUACUUCAACAAGAGCCCCUCAACGCUUAUACCCAAACCUAAAUCUCGAAGUACAUUCCCAGAAACAGCUACAGGGCCACGAGCAAGGCCCAACGCUAGAAUGCGCUCUACACUAUCGCUCCGGCGGCAGGUCGUGCGGAAUUCGAACCCCUCUAGAAACUUCACGACAACUCUUCCUAGGACUUCACAGCUCACAUUACCAAUCUGCCAAGCGUGUAACAGGAAUAAAUCUACCUCAAAUACACAGCAUCGAUCCCAACGACGCUGGCAAACCUCAUCCUCUACCUCUCCGCAAUCCAACGCCGACGACGCCAUACAAUCCAACCUAACCCCCCAAACACACUACGAAUUCUUCCCCAAAACCCUCCCCUCAGGCCCUCCACCUAAUGGGCCCUUCCACAUCGACACUCGCGAACUCCGGCGCGAGUUCCUCCAGCUCCAAGCUGUUGCCCAUCCCGACCGGCAUCCACAGCACCUCAAAACCCGCGCAGAAGCCACCUCAGCACGAAUCAACGAAGCCUACAAAACGCUGCAGAACCCCUUACUACGCGCACAAUAUCUGCUCAGUCUGCGGGGGAUCGACGUCGCGGAGGACGAGACGGCGAAGGUGGAUGAUCCGGAGCUGUUGAUGGAGGUGCUGGAUGCGAGGGAGGAGAUUGAGAAUGCAGGGCAUGAGGAGGAGCUGGAGGAGAUGAGGAGGGUGAAUGAGGAGAGGAUUGAGGAGAGUGAGGGGGUGUUGGAUAGGGCGUUUAAGGGGGAUGAUUUGGGGAGGGCGAAGGAGGAGGCGGUUAGGUUGAGAUAUUGGGUUAAUAUCAAGGAGAGCUUGGAUGGCUGGGAGAAGGGAAAGCCGGUUGUGCUUGUGCAUUAAGGAUUGUGGAUUUCGGGUGGUCUGGAUGAGCUGGGCAAUCACUCUUUUGACAGAGAUGGAUGGGCAGGUGGGAUUUUUGGUUGCAUUGGAAGGCGUACCUGUAUCUAUAUGCUACUCUUGGUUUACAGAUACCCACUUUCUUGAACAGUUUUAAUGGACACUAUAUUUGUCCAAC
Cadophora gregata is the source of this 1093-nucleotide messenger RNA. RefSeq lists its product as uncharacterized. The coding region runs from base 1 to 918 and encodes 305 amino acids. Lineage: Eukaryota; Fungi; Ascomycota; Leotiomycetes; Helotiales; Ploettnerulaceae. The transcript has a single exon. The record is from RefSeq and is a predicted model, not a curated record. Gene Ontology annotation, cellular component: mitochondrion. Gene Ontology annotation, molecular function: protein-folding chaperone binding; ATPase activator activity. Gene Ontology annotation, biological process: protein complex oligomerization; [2Fe-2S] cluster assembly.